AUGGAUGUCUUGUUGGUAUCCACCAAGAAACAGUCAAUGCCCUCCGCGAAGGAGCUUGACCGCAAGAAAGUCAUCAAAGAUCGUUUGACCGAUGUGGAGGAGUCUCUGGACAACAUUGCGAGAAGCGGACUAGCACAAGGCUGCUCAGGUCUUCUGGUCGGACGCAACAACGUUCGCGAGAUUGCUCGGACACUUGACCUUCAUCGCAUCCCGCAACGUAUCCACAUCCUCAACAUUCACGACAACAGAAGUCGCCGACGUCACAGCGUUAUCAUCUUCGCCCACGAGCUGGAACCACUCACACGGCAACUUCGAGAUUGA
Molecule: messenger RNA, 321 nt
Organism: Plasmopara halstedii
Lineage: Eukaryota; Oomycota; Peronosporomycetes; Peronosporales; Peronosporaceae
Product: crn domain-containing protein-containing protein
Exons: 2
Coding region: 1-321 (106 amino acids)
Source: RefSeq, a predicted model, not a curated record